GUUUUUUCGGGUGGCGCCUUGUGGCAUCCGUGACGUCUAGGUGCAGCCAUGAGAAUUGAGAAGUGCUGGUUUUGCUCCAGCAAUAUCUAUCCUGGUCAUGGCAUCAUGUUUGUGCGCAACGACUGUAAGACAUUCCGUUUCUGCCGUUCAAAAUGCCACAAACAUUUCAAGAUGAAGCACAAUCCACGCAAGCUGAAGUGGACCAAGGCCUACAGACGAGCUCGUGGUAAGGAGAUGGUGGUGGACUCUACCUUCAACUUUGAAAAGAAGCGCUUGACUCCUACCAGGUACAACCGAAAUUUGAUGGUCAAGACCGUCAGAGCCAUGCAGAUUGUGGAGCGCAUCCGCUCAGUCAGAAAGGAGCGUUUUCACAAGGCGAGAUUGGCGGCUCAACUCAGGAAGAGACAGACCAGCGCACAGAAGGAGGUGGCGCGGAGUGCACACCUCCUGGAAGGACCCAACAAGGAGAAGGCCUUGCACUACCAGAAGGAGUUUGCUGGCUCCACCAAAGCCAAGAGCCGGCAGAAGCUCAAGGUGGAGAGAACCGCCGCCGGCUCCAUGGAGGUGGAAGAAUGAAGCGAUCUCCGCGCUCCCAAUGUACAUACGGCAGAUACGCAUGCGGGAUGCUGGCGAGCUGGUUUUUUGGUUGCUUGACAUGGUGCUUUGAUGGAUGGUGUUCA
This is a messenger RNA of Cladocopium goreaui, 680 nucleotides long. NCBI's taxonomy places the organism in Eukaryota, Dinophyceae, Suessiales, Symbiodiniaceae. The record is from the annotation of a GenBank genome assembly.